This is a messenger RNA of Saxophila tyrrhenica, 1446 nucleotides long. RefSeq lists its product as uncharacterized. The record is from RefSeq and is a predicted model, not a curated record. NCBI's taxonomy places the organism in Eukaryota, Fungi, Ascomycota, Dothideomycetes, Mycosphaerellales, Extremaceae. The transcript is spliced from 4 exons. Gene Ontology annotation, biological process: GABA catabolic process. Gene Ontology annotation, molecular function: succinate-semialdehyde dehydrogenase (NAD+) activity. The coding region runs from base 1 to 1446 and encodes 481 amino acids.
AUGAACGGCCAAACCAACGGCACCUCCACCCCCAUUCCCCUCUGGAUCGGCGGCAAAGAGACAACAACAGACACGACCUUCCCCAUCACCUCCCCAUCCUCAGGCAAAACCCUCUGGUCCUCCUCCUCCAUCUCCCCCUCCCUCGCCACCGAAGCCGUCUCCGCCGCCCAAGAAGCUUUCAAAUCAUGGCGCAAAACCAAACCCGCCACCAUCCGCUCCAUCCUCCUCAAAGCCGCGGAUGUCUUUGAGCGGAGGAGCGACGAGAUUGCUGGAUACAUGAUGCAGGAAACCGGGGCGCUGGAGGCUUUCACGAAGUUCAAUGUUGUCGGGACGGCGGAGUUUUUUCGCGAUGUGGCGGGGCGGGCGGCGGGGGUGGAGGGGGUAGUGCCGAGAGUGCAGGGGGAGGGGCAGGGGGCGUUUGUUUUUAAGGAGCCGUAUGGGGUUGUGUUUGGGAUUGCGCCGUGGAAUGCUCCGUUGAUCUUGGGCACGAGGGCGUUCUUGUAUGCGAUUGCUACGGGGAAUACGGUGGUGCUGAAGGGGUCUGAGCUGUGUCCGCGGACGUUCUGGGCGUUGGGCUCGGUGAUGAAGGAAGCUGGUUUGCCUGAUGGCGUAUUGAGUGUGAUCUACCACCGGACAGAAGACGCGGCGGCGGUGACGGAGAGGAUCAUCGAACACCCCGCCGUGCGAAAGGUCAACUUUACAGGCAGCACGGUCACCGGCAGCAUCAUCGCCGCCAAAGCCGGCAAAGAGCUCAAACCAGUCCUCAUGGAGCUCGGCGGCAAAGCCUCCGCCAUCGUCUGCGAGGACGCCAACAUCGAGCACGCCGCCAUGCAAGUCGCGCUCGGCUCUUUCCUGCAUGCUGGCCAGAUCUGCAUGGCCACCGAGCGCGUGCUCGUCCACCGCAGCAUCCUCGACCAGUUCGCCAACGCCCUCUCAAACGCCGCGGAAAAAGUCUACGCUUCCUCCGGCGAAGCACCACUCCUCAUCGCCUCCUCCGGCGUCGAGAAGAACCGCAAACUGCUCAAAGACGCCGAAGCCAAAGGCGCCAGAGUCCUGCACGGCGACAUCGACGUUUCGGAGGAGAGCGCGCACCGUAUUCGCCCGGUCGUCAUCUCGGAUGUGAAGAAGGAGAUGGAUAUCUUCUACACCGAGUCUUUCGGGCCUUCGGUGUCGUUGAUUGCGGUGGGGAGUGAUGAGGAGGCCGUGGAGGUGGCGAAUGAUACCGAGUAUGGGCUUUCCGGGGCGGUGUUUACGGAGAAUUUGGGGAGAGGGUUGAGGAUUGCGAGGGAAGUAGAAUCUGGGGCGGUGCAUAUUAACAGUAUGACUGUACAUGAUGAGGCUACGCUUCCGCAUGGGGGUGUUAAGAAGUCUGGAUGGGGACGAUUCAAUGCGCAGUGGGGCAUGGAGGAGUUCUUGAAGCUGAAGACGGUCACGUACAUGGAGUAG